CUAAGAAAACCUAUUUAUAGGGACAACACAAUGAGACAUUUUGUUCUUGCCAUACCUAACACCCGACAAGGCGGAAUAACACAAGCUGUAUGUGACCUAUUUAGUCAUGUGUAAAGUUGUUGCGAAAUAGCGGCCCCAGGGGUGCGGUAGGUAAGGUAAAGAACGUUUCUCGAAUAGGAGCUUAAUUAAUCAAUGCUUUUAGAAGAAAUGAUAUUUUCGAGCAAAUAAAAAAUAAAAAAAACUAUGUAUGUCUGUUUAAAGCAUUGUGUUGAGUCUGUUGUUACUUAAAGGAUUAAUAUACAUUACAAAAAUUUCUAAGUAUCUUGGAACAACGCAAACAGAGCAGGGAAAGGACAUUUUGUUUACUUUCAAAACGACAUAGUAUAACAAGGCAAUAACAGCAAAAUGGAGGAAUCAAAUAGUUAUAGCAGGAAUGUUGAGGAAACAGAUAUCGCUGGACAGUCGACAGCAGAUGUUAUUGCAAUAUCGAUGCCUGAUGAUCAACAAGCAUUAGGGAUUAUAAAUAAAGAACAAAAUCAACCACUUGAGUUAAAUGAAACACAUGUAGGCCUACCAAACAAACAAGAAAAUAUUAUAACUGAGAAUGCUGCUCUAAUCAACUCUUAUCAAAGCUUGGAUGUGUACAACCUUGAAUUCGAAAAGACUGGCAUUGCGAUAAUCUUUAACAUCAGAAAAAAACCUGCAGAAAACACUUCUGAUUUAAGAAAGGGAUCUGUUGAAGAUGUUAAAAAUCUUGAAGCAGCAUUUGAGAAAAUUGGCAUGACAGUUUACAGAGUUAAGAAAGAAAAUAAAACAGCGGAUGGUAUUGUUGAAUUUCUAAAUGAAAACGUUUCUACAGGCAAAUUUAAACAGUAUGCGAUGGUGGUAUGUGUUUUUAUGUCCCAUGGAUGUCCGAAUGGAUUUCAUUCAUCAAAUGGUAUACCAAUCGAACCACAAUUUAUUAUUGAAAAAUUUUCAAAUAACCCUUAUUUGAAAAACAAACCAAAGAUGUUUAUUUUCCAAGCUUGUAGAGGUAGUAUCAAUAAUACCAUUCCUUAUGCUGCAUCCCAUAUUAAACCAAGCGACGACACUGACUUGCCAGAGGUUGGGCCAAAGCCUAAAUUAGCAGACUGUCUUAUCAUUCAGUCGACAAUAGCAGGUUAUGCCUCAAAAAGAAAUCCAGAUUCUGGUAGUUGGUUCAUCACAGAGUUUUGCAAAGUUUUAACUGAUAACUGGGAAAUGGAUGAAAUGUGUACACUUUUAACACGAGUAAAUGAAGCUGUAAGCAAGAUUGGACUGACAACAGACCCUGAAAAACACGAAAUAACAAAACAGAUGUCAACAUAUACAUCAAUGUUGACAAGGAAAUUAUAUCUUUGCAAGGAUAAUCUUCAGAUUACAGACUAUGAUAGACUACAAGGUUCCCAAUCUUUGGAGUCUUACAGAUUGGGUGCUGGAAAAAUUAUAAUUAUAAAUAUCGACGAGUUUUUCGAUGGUGACAAAGUUGUUUUAAAAAGAGAAAAUUCAGCUGAAGACGUUAAGUGUCUGGAAGAUGUAUUUAUUGGUGAUAUGAAAAUGAAGUUAAUGCCAUAUCAUGCGAAAACAACAGCAGGAAAGAUUUUGGGAUUUCUUGAUAAAAGCGCAAGGGAGGAUUAUACAAAUGAUGCAAUAUUUGUGUGUGUCAUAAUGUCUUACGGAAAUGGUGUUGAGCUACAUGCUUCAAAGAACGAACUAGGUGUUAACAUGGAGAAAGUUGUACAUAUGUUUGAUCAAUCAACAAGCCUUCAGGGAAAACCAAAGCUUUUUAUCUUUCAAGAUUCCAGACAUGCGUACUUUAAAACGAUUACCAGCAGUGCAGCUACCACAAACAGAUCUGAUAACCAUCCUGAUUCUUCACUAUUGACCGAACCACAUUUAGCAGAUUGUCUUAUAGUAAGGUCAUCACCCCCAGCUUACCUUUCACAAGAUAACCAACAGUACGAAUCUACUUUCAUAGCGGAGCUAUGCAAAGUUUUCAAAACGUAUUGGCAACAGGAGGAGAUAUGUACCAUGCUGACCAGGGUGAACAGCAUUAUGUGUUUUAAAGACCAAAAUGAAUCUGAGACACUUUCGUCAUCGUUUAAAUCAAUGUUAAGAAAAAGGUUAUUCUUUUCCGAAAAAUGCAUUGAAGCCGGAAAAGCCAAACAGAGUGUGAAAAAUAGGCUUGAAAAGUCGGGUUCCAAUGUUUGUUGCCAGAAUGAAUAUUUUCCAACCGAAAUUAAAUAGUUUAUCACAUUCGAAAAUAAGAACAAUAUGACUUCCGGUUUUACUAAGGCUAGAAAUAUUCAAGUAAAUAAUUAUUUGUAAUAAUAUUGUAAUUUAAUGUAGUUUUACUUUUAAUUUUAUUACUAGAGUCAAUGUGUUGUGUUGAUAUGGUAUGAUGUGUUUAACUUAAAAAAAAUAUUAAUUUAACACGUUUUAGGGUGUAAAAUUUAUGUUAAUAGUUGUUAACCUAUAGAUAUACACAAAUUAGGGGGUGGUGCUGCAUCAAUAUCCGAUUUUCCAAAAGUAUUGCAGUAAACUUAAUGUGCAAACAAAGUAUUGCAGACGGUAGGCCUAUAAUAUUAAAUGCAAGUGUAAAAGUUUCUGUCUUAUAUGACUAAGGGUUCCAAAGCCUUAGUGAUUCGAAUGUUGAAUUUGGAGUAAAAAUAAAAAGUUAAGAAACCAUGAAACGAAGGGUGAGAAAGCGAAGAAGUCUUGUUAUGUGUGAGAGAGCCAUGUGUCUAAUAAAUACGUGUUCACUUAUGUUGUAAGUUUUAGGUAGACUUUUCUAUGUAAGCACAAAAUAUGUAUACAACUGGUAAUGAAUUAAUUACUAUUAAUAUAGCUUUAUUCUCAGACCAACUAUCAACAAACCAAAUUACGUUAUGUUUGUUAGCCGGUCUUCUCACUUCAAUACAAUGUAUAUUCCUACUUAAUUUGUAAUUUACACAAGUUUAUUGACACUUGAUAAUAGCCUACUACAUCAUCCUUGCUACAGCCCUUGAGGCUAGACAAGCUCCACCCCCUCCUUGUACCCCACUCCUCCACACCGCACUGAACAGUGCGUGAAGAUACCAUUAGCCAUACAUUACCAAUGUUCAUUCAACCGUGAAUAACACAUACGUGAAGUUUAGUGAAUGUUUAUCAGCUAUCUAGUAUUUAAAUCAAUUGCUAAUAAACCAUACACAGGGCAAAGAGCGUAGGCUUACCCAUUACCACAUGAGUCGUUAUACAGUCCAUUGUAAAGUCUGAUAGCUACCUAGCCCACGUGGUUAUUACAACCUAUCGUGAAUUAUUUUGAUUUACUGUACUGUAAUAUGAUUGGUCAAGCAUAUCAGUGAAUCUUUUCCCAUUCAUUAUUUUUAAGCGCAUGCCUUGAUGUUUUGUUUGAAAACAGAAUUUCGCUUUGUAGAAGGCCGCUGUCCGCGUAGUAAUGUGAACAUUUGCCGGGGUAGGGCCUACAAUUUUUCACCUAGCAAUAAAAGAAAGACCGUAGACUUUAGAAGUCCGGUAUGUCCGGGAUUGAUAGUUAAAAGAUGUUAGUACCGAAUUAAGAAAGACUUAAUAAAUAAACAAAAAAAAUGAUAAAUAACAUGUCAUUUUUUAUCGAAAACAUGCUUUAAAAUAAAUGAAAUACUAUGAGAUAUUCUAUUGCUAUAAUAAUUAAAGCGUAAUUGAUAGCAACAUUUUCAAAAUUAGUUUGAUAAAGACUAAAUAAUUCAGAUCGGUCAUUUUCGGCCUUUGGCUCAUCGACACACGAUGUCACUUUUAAACACGAUUUUACACGUGUCAGAGCUUUAUCCCCUCACCCACUUCCAUUAAAAUAUAAACCUAAGCCGAACCACAAGUUGCUUUUUUAAUUAAAAAAAAUCUAGGCCUACUGUGCUCUGCUAAGAAUGAAUGUAUUGAUGUAUUUGAUAACAGUUAAUACAUUUUCUAAACUUUGUGGAAAUGAAAAAAAAGUGUGCAAUCUUACUUUCUGAACCCAUCUCCUUUUCAUUUGAGCCGGAAUCUCCCCCACCCAAUCAGAUUUUGGUGUAUUUUAUGUACAACCUGUACAACCGCAACUUCUAGAAUCAA
This is a messenger RNA of Physella acuta, 4101 nucleotides long. RefSeq lists its product as uncharacterized. Lineage: Eukaryota; Metazoa; Mollusca; Gastropoda; Physidae. Gene Ontology annotation, biological process: proteolysis. The record is from RefSeq and is a predicted model, not a curated record. Gene Ontology annotation, molecular function: cysteine-type endopeptidase activity.